AUGAAAUCACACUUUGAUUAUGGCAGUGGGAAGGUGACGCAAGCUCAAUGCUAUAUUCGUGGAAUGGGAGCAAAAGAGUUUCUACACGAAUGUCCUCCGAGCCCCAGCAAAGUUGAAGAGCAUUCGUCACAACGCAAAGUUGGAGUGCGUCUGAAACGGCCGAAUCUUGAUGUAGAGGAGAAUAGUCCGGUGAAGCGAAGACCAGCAAAGGCUCGUCGUCUUUGCGAGAAUACAAAAGGAAGUCGAACAAGCCCCAGAAAAAGCAAUACAUCAUCAGCAAGGUCUAGUGCUCUAUCACCGGUGAAGUCAGUCAAUUCCCCGAGUAAGCGAGCACCAAGAGGUACUGCUGGAUCCACCCCGUUGAAAGAAAUGCAGCCUACAUUCAGUACUUUCGUUCCACCAUCGCCUUUACAAAAAUCGCCAGUAAAGCGAUUGUUGACAAAUCCAGCGUUCUCGUCGUUGUUUGAUACUCCCGAGAAAGGGCAAACGGCUGCAUGGGGAGAAAUUAGCCCGAUGAAAACGAGCGUUACUGAGCAGAAAGGGACUCCAAUACGUUCUCCUAGAAAACCAGUUGUCCACAAGGAAGUCCUCACAAAGAACGUAGAGUUCCUGCUGCUACCGACUCCUGAAAAACGUAAACGUAAUGAGGUCCUGGAACCAUUCCAACCUGAAGAAGUAGCCAAGAAGAAGGCCGCAGGGGGGCAGAAAAAGGGCAUGGCUGUGGCAUUUUCAGCGGAACAAGGUCGAAUUAUUAAGAGAGCCUUCAAAAGGUCGAAUGCUAAAGGUGCAAAGCCAACAAAGGAAAAAGGUAACUACGUAAGGAUCAAUAUGAAGAAGAAGUCGUAUGCAAAAGGGAAGGUCUCAGCGGAGCAGAAACGAAAAAUGCGACGAAAACAGAAUUGGAAGAAAAAAAUGGCUGGCGGCAGUGGAUAG
Messenger RNA from Haemonchus placei, 933 nucleotides. NCBI's taxonomy places the organism in Eukaryota, Metazoa, Nematoda, Chromadorea, Rhabditida, Trichostrongylidae. The record is from the annotation of a GenBank genome assembly.